AGAACAAUGACUCGUCAAGUCCUGCUGUUUAUUUCUGUCCUCUGGCAUAGUUUGGUGCACGCUCAGGUCAGUUAUUCCAUUCCCGAGGAAAUGCCCAAAGGCUCCUUAGUCGGUGAUAUCGUGCAAGAUUUGGGUUUAGAUUUAAAGAGGCUGAAAUCGGGUAAAGCCCGUAUUUAUACUGGCAAUAGUCCUGAGUACGUUGAGCUAAAUAAGGAAAGGGGAGUCCUUCUUGUCAAAGAGAGAAUGGAUAGAGAGGCGCUAUGCGGUCGAACGACGCCCUGUGCUCUACAUUUUCAAAUUACGCUCGAAAAUCCAAUGCAGUUCUACCGCGUUACGGUAGAAAUAACUGAUGUAAAUGAUAAUGCACCGUUGUUCACGAAAGAUGAGAUGAAAUUUGAAAUAAACGAGCUGGCACAGCCUGGUGCUAGAUUUGUGUUAGAAAGAGCAAAUGACGAGGAUGUCGGUGCUAACGGUCUGCAGGACUAUUCCCUUAAACCUAGUGAUAACUUCAUUUUGAAACUGCACAAUCAAAAUGACGGCGUUGAAGGUUUAGAAAUGGUUUUACAAAAGCCCUUAGAUCGUGAAAAGGAGGAAUAUAUAACUUUACUAUUAACAGCAGUAGAUGGGGGUGACCCGCAGAUGUCUGGCACAAUACAAAUACAGAUAACGGUUUUAGAUGCUAAUGAUAAUGCGCCUGUUUGCAGUGAGCCCGUAUAUAAGACAAGUGUUGUAGAAAAUUCCCCAAAAGGCACGGUUUUGACCACAGUCACAGCUUCUGAUGCUGAUCAAGGUUCAAACAGCAAAAUAACGUAUUCUAUACCAUAUACAGUAGAUGGGACCAAAGAGCUUUUUGAAAUAGACUCUGAAAACGGUGAGCUGACGUUGAUUGGAAAAACUGACUAUGAGUUAAUCAAACAUUAUCAGAUUGAUGUUCAAGCAAGAGACAGUGGAGGUCAUACAGACUCAUGUAAAGUCAUCGUUGACGUACUCGACAGGAAUGAUAACAGCCCAACAAUUAACAUAAUUUCAAAAUCUAGUCAAAUAUCUGAAGAUUCAAAAUCAGGCACUGUAGUUGCUAUAAUGAAUGUUCAAGAUCUGGACUCAAAUGCCAAUGGACAAGUGAAAUGCAGUUUAGAUGAAAAUGCACCUUUUAUUAUUCAGUCGUCAUCUGAUGGAUUUUAUACCCUCGUUACGGACUGGAACUUAGACAGAGAGAGAGAAAGUGAGUAUAGUAUCACUGUUACAUGCACUGAUGAGGGAAUACCCUCUCUCUCAAGCAGUGUCGCUAUAACCUUGCAGAUAUCAGAUGUCAAUGACAACCCGCCUGUCUUUGACAAGAGCUCAUAUGAAGCCUUUAUUCAGGAAAACAACACACCGGGCCUCUCCAUAGCCACAUUAAAAGCUAGAGACGCAGACUGGAACCAGAAUGCCCGCAUUUCUUACAUACUGGAGGACUCCAUGGUUAACGGAGUGCAUGUAUCCUCCUACGUGUCCGUUAAUGCAGAUAGUGGCGUCAUCCAUGCAGUGCGCUCUUUUGACUACGAGCAGAUCAAAGACUUUCAAUUCCGGGUAAAAGCGCAAGAUGGAGGCUCCCCUCCCCUGAGUAGUAAUGUGAGCGUGAAAAUAAUGAUUCAGGAUCAGAACGACAACGCACCUCAGAUUCUGUAUCCAGUGCAGACUGGUGGUACUGUUGUGGCUGAAAUGGUGCCACGUUCCGCAGAUGUUGGCUAUCUCGUCACUAAAGUGGUGGCUGUUGAUGUGGACUCUGGACAGAAUGCCUGGCUCUCGUAUAAACUGCUAAAAAUAACAGAGAGAGCGCUGUUUGAAGUGGGUCUACAGAAUGGAGAAAUAAGAACUAUUCGCCAAGUCACUGAUAAAGAUGCUGUGAAACAAAGGCUUACUGUUGUGGUGGAGGACAAUGGCAAGCCCUCUCGUUCAGCUACAGUCAAUGUUAACGUGGUGGUAGCUGACAGUUUCCCCGAAGUACUCUCGGAGUUCACAGACUUUACGCAUGACAAGGAAUAUAACGACAACCUGACUUUUUACCUCGUCUUGGCCUUGGCUGUAGUUUCCUUCCUCUUCAUCGCAUCCAUCGUAGUCAUAUUCUCAGUCAAGUGCCACAGAUGGAGACGAGAUCGGAUGUUUUGCAAACACGGGACCAAUCUUCCAGUUAUCCCAUAUUAUCCGCCGCUUUACGCAGAUGUAGGGGGUACUGGAACUCUCCAACACGUGUACAAUUAUGAAGUUUGUAGAACAACUGACACAAGACAGAACCAUCUGGAAAAUGUCAAACCUUGCAGUCAAAGCAUCAUUAGUCUGGAUAGCUGUGGCGCACAGACACUCCCACAUGCGAACAAGGAUAAACUGUCAAAUGACGAUUCUUUUUUUGAGGUGAGUUUCAGUCUAUGUAUUGUUAUGACUUUUUGA
Messenger RNA from Chanos chanos (milkfish), 2427 nucleotides. RefSeq names its product protocadherin beta-16-like. Bases 7 to 2427 code for a protein of 806 amino acids. The transcript has a single exon. NCBI's taxonomy places the organism in Eukaryota, Metazoa, Chordata, Actinopteri, Gonorynchiformes, Chanidae. The record is from RefSeq and is a predicted model, not a curated record. Gene Ontology annotation, molecular function: calcium ion binding. Gene Ontology annotation, cellular component: plasma membrane. Gene Ontology annotation, biological process: homophilic cell-cell adhesion.